Molecule: messenger RNA, 1758 nt
Organism: Salvia miltiorrhiza (redroot sage)
Lineage: Eukaryota; Viridiplantae; Streptophyta; Magnoliopsida; Lamiales; Lamiaceae
Exons: 4
Coding region: 280-1572 (430 amino acids)
Source: RefSeq, a predicted model, not a curated record
GAAUACAUGAUCAGACACGUUCCAGCUAUCAGGUAAACUCGACCCCGCCAUUAUAGCCAUGACGUGUGUAAAAAUGUUUCAUAAUCAAAUGAUUUGGGAAAUCCAGAGUCAAACAUAUCCACAUCCGAAUUCAAAACAACUCAUUUAUUUCCAAAUGAUUUGGAAAUAUAACUCAAUCUUUAGCACCCAUAACCACGGAUCACUGUGAUUGAUGCCUGCAGCUUCGUCCUCUCGCCCAUCCUCAAUCAGAACUAAUCAGUAUUAGAAAUCAAAACCCUAAUGGAAUCAGGGGUGGCUGAGGAUAUUUCAUCCAAAAGCAAAUCGAAUUCCGCCUCCCAGGAUUCAAGUUUUGGGUUGGGGAGUUACAUUUCGCCUCUGAAAUGGCUGUUUCUCGAUCACUCCAGCUUGUGGCGGGCCGGGCUCUCGUGGUCCAUCUUCUUCGUGCUCAACUUCUGCGUUCCAAUCGCUUCCCACUUUCUGUUUUCUUGCUCAGAUUGUGAUCCCGCUCACCAAAGGCCUUAUGAUGCGAUUGUGCAGCUUUCUCUCUCAUCAUUCGCAACUGUUUCUUUCUUUUGUCUCUCUUCUUUUGCGCGGACAUACGGCUUUCGGAAGUUUCUGUUUCUGGAUAGGUUGGGUGAUGAGAGCGACAAGAUUCAACAAGGCUAUGCUCAACAGUUCAAUAGAUCAAUGAAACUCCUGUUGAUUUUUGUUCUCCCCUGUUUCCUCGCUGAUAGUGUCUACAAAAUAUGGUGGUUCAGCACAGUGGGAACUCAAAUUCCUUAUCUGUAUAACAUAUACUUGAGCAAGGCUGUGGUGUGCAUGCUGUUGAUGUGUUCGUGGCUCUACCGAACCUCAAUCUGUUAUGUUGUAUGUAUUCUCUUCCACCUUACAUGCUAUCUGCAACUACUCAAAUUGGAGAGCUAUGCUCAUGUUUUCGAGGGAGAAUCUGAUGUUGCUUCUAUCUUGACCCGACAUCUGAGGAUCAGAAGAAACCUUCGGGUCAUAAGUCACCGGUUUAGACGGUUCAUCUUGUUAACUCUGAUCACUGUGACAAUGAGCCAGUUUAUCUCCUUGCUUGUUACAACCGAACCAAGCUCUAAAAUCGACAUAUACACAUCUGGAGAACUCGCGUUAUGCUCGAUCACGCUGGUAACAGGGCUUUUUAUCUGCUUGCGCUGUGCAGCAAAGAUAACGCAUAAAGCUCAGGCUAUCACAUCACUUGCUGCGAAAUGGCAUGCCUGUUCCACAAUGAGUUCGCUUGAUGAGAUGAAUGAUGAAACUCCCCGGGCUCAGAAUGCUUCAAUCGGGACAGUGUAUCCAGUCACUCCUGACUGGGACUCGGAUAAAGAAGGAGACGAAGAUGAUGAACUGGAUGAUACAAGUUCGAUGCCAAGUUAUGCAAACACUAUAUCAUACCAGAAGAGGCAAGCUCUAGCAAAAUAUUUUGAGCACAACAAAGCCGGAAUUUCAGUGUAUGGCUUUAUGCUGGAUAGGACCCGACUGCACACUAUUUUUGCCGUUCACCUUUCUCUCACACUAUGGAUAUUGAACAAGACAAUUGGUGUCUCAUAAGUUAUAUGUAGUUAGUUGCUGUAUAGAUAUAUAUAUGUUUACUAAGGUUUUAGUUGGAUUUUAGCACAUCAUGUCACGACUUGCUAAAGCCUCUGAGUUUCAUCUGUAACUUUACUAGUAAGUAGGACAUAGUGUUUUUUAGAAUGAAGUAAGUAAGACAUAGUUAUGUCGUGGUUUCGGCUUUCA